Seriola dumerili (greater amberjack) is the source of this 3058-nucleotide messenger RNA. RefSeq names its product cell surface A33 antigen-like. Gene Ontology annotation, cellular component: plasma membrane. The record is from RefSeq and is a predicted model, not a curated record. NCBI's taxonomy places the organism in Eukaryota, Metazoa, Chordata, Actinopteri, Carangiformes, Carangidae. The coding region runs from base 95 to 1798 and encodes 567 amino acids. The transcript is spliced from 7 exons.
ACUUAUUACCUGGAAGAGUCAACUUCUCCGUACCUGGGAGUUCACCGUGAAGGUUAGGCGGGCUCUCACUCUUGGACUGACAGCAUCAAUUUCGAUGUUUUUAACAGCUGGAUGUUUUUAUCCUCUUUCAGCAAUGGCGACAAAGAGGCAGUUUGGAUGGCGAAAGCUGUUUCUGAUCCUCACAGUACUGCCCUGCUGCAGGAGCUUAGAGGUUUCAAUUCCACAGAAAGAAUAUGAAGUCGCAAGAGGAGGCAAUAUUACGUUGACCUGUUCCUUCAUCCCAGCCCAACCAGACGCCGUCCCAGCCGUCCUCACAUGGGAAGCUUUCGCUGACAAUCCUACUGAGCCAAUGAAACCUGUGGCCAGCUUCUUCUCGACGGGUGUGAUUAACAUUGCACCUGGUUAUGAAGGCAGAGUCUCUGUGGAGUAUGACAAUAUCAACCAUGUGAGCACACUCCAUUUGACCAAGGUGAUCAUGCAGGACAGCCGUCGAUACCAGUGCGGUGUCUUAAUCCCCAAUGAUGAUGAGGGAACAACAGCUGCCAUCACUUCCCUUUUGGUCCUGGUGGCUCCCUCUGUGCCGAUCUGCAGCAUCCAGGGAAAAGCAGAGUACGGGCACAACAUCAGCCUCACCUGCAUGUCUGAGGAGGGAUCCCCAAAACCCACCUAUAAAUGGGCGAGCUACAGUGUUAAAAAUGUUCCCAGAGACCUUCCACCUAGGUCAUCUGAAAAGGAUGGAGUUCUAUCUCUCUACAAUAUUUCAAGAGAGAUGUCAGGGUUCUACAUUUGCACAUCAACAAAUCGAAUCGGUUCUGCCAGUUACAACCUCACCUUAGCCGUGUUGCCUGGUAGCGUAGGAGAGGCGUCUAUUGCAGUUGUAAUUGGAGGAGUUGUCGCAGGUCUCGUGCUUCUGGGGAUUCUCAUCUUCUGUUGCUGCCGGAAAAAGGGCAAAAAGAACAAGUCCGCUGAUAGAGAUGUGCAGUUUUUUGACAGAGAUGAGUCGGAAGCUGGAGAGGAGUACUGGGAUGACAUGUCACACAGCGAGACAAAGAAGCACAAGCCGUAUGAAGACAAAGGCGCUGUUCCUCAAAACAAUUACAUCGCAGGACCAGAUAGACACAAGUUGGAUGAUGAUCAACACAGUUAUAGUGGUAAAGAAACGAUUGAUGUCAAGGGCAGUUAUACUGACUCUCAACGUAACCAGGACGACCAGCAUGAUGACUAUCGUGGUAGUCGUGAUCGCCUUGACGAUCAACGUGAUCGUUACGGUGGCAGUCGUGAUCGCCUUGACGAUCAGCGUGAUCGUUACGGUGGCAGUCGGGAUCGCCUUGAUGAUAAACGUAACUAUUACAGUGGAAGUCGUGACAGGCUCGAUGAUCAACGCGAUCGUUAUGGUGGAAGUCGUGAUCGCCUUGACGAUCAACGCGAUCGUUCAGGUGGAAGUCGUGACCGCCUUGACGAUCAACGCGAUCGUUACGGUGGAAGUCGUGAUCGCCUUGACGAUCGACGCGAUCGUUACGGUGGAAGUCGUGAUCGCCUUGACGAUCAACAAGAUCGUUACGGUGGAAGUCGUGAUCGCCUCGACGAUCAACAAGAUCGUUACGGUGGAAGUCGUGACCGCCUUGACGAUCAACGCGAUCGUUACGGUGGAAGUCGUGAUCGCCUCGACGAUCGACGCGAUCGUUAUGGUGCCAGUGAUCGCGACGGUCGCAGUCGCGAUCGCCCUGACGAUCAACGCGACCGUUACGAUGGAAGUCGUGACCGUGUCGUUUACAAGGACGAUCAAUACAGAAAUUGAUAUGAAUAAUUUGUUACUGAAUGCUCUUUUGAAAUAUUUUGUUUCUUUUUAUGAUGCAUAAAAAGGAGUGUCUCAUCACAUCAUAAAGAGCAAUUCUGGGAAAUGCCAUAAAUUCUCAUGUAAAAGCCGGUAUUAAAAUAAUAACGGGCGUUUCGUCCAACACAAACAAUUAAAGGCCAGGUAAACAACACUGAGGGGGUUCACCUGGUAUAUUUAGCAUGAUGAGUAUUUCGACUGCACUAAUUUACUUCAAUAACAGUCGUGUUGUAGUCACUGCUCUGCUGAUCUUACUCUGCUUUAAAGCAUUCAUGUUUUAAUUAAUUGUUUUAAACAAUCCCAGCUGUUUUUUCGUUACCCUACUCCUGUUCAAUGCCAGCUACCGUCCACAAAACUCAACACUUUCAUGUUUUUUCAUAUUAAAGGCCUCCCUAUAAAGGAAGGCUGCAAGACUUUUACUGUGAAAAUUCUGGAUAAAGUACACAGUAUCAUUCACGGUACCUUGACAUGGUUGGGUAGAAGUGGAACAUCUGACAUGACUCUUGCUAUACUGACAGUUAAUACUGAAUUUAUCAAGUAAGGUAAACAGGUAAACAUGGUUAAACCAAAUUAACUUGACAACUUUUGACCCUGAACACCAAUCACAGUGUGACCUGAAUAAAACAACAUUAUACUUAAAGUGGUAAACAAAAUUGGUCAUAUAAUGUAUUGGUGUCCUAAUAUAAGAGGAUAAUUGAUUUGAGUCGUUUACUAAAUAGGCGCAUCACCCAUAGUCUCUAUUGUUGACUGGGAGCAUUAAUCAGACUGGGUUGUAGUUAGCCAUGUUAUAACCUGACAAUAACAUUUUUAGCAUGAAUUGUGCUUGUUUGUAUAUCCACGAAAACCUGCCCAAAUUUCACAAAAUGUAAGUUGUCACAUUUAGGGUACAUGACUACUGCAGUAAUUCCAGCAUUGUCGUUAAAACAUUAUUUAUGAAAAUUCUAGUCACUCCAUCAUGUAAACUGUGUACAUUAUCUUUUAUUUUAAGAGUUCUUAGUUUUUGAAUCGAAGUAAUGAAUGUUCUAAUUUUAUUUCUAAUGUGUGUGGUAAACAUCUUUGUACAGCCAAACUAAUAACAUUUGUGCUUUGGUGUGUUUUUGUGGCAGUUUAUACUGAAAUUAAGUUUACUUGAAAGAUUUUAGCUUUUUUUAUUUCUAUGUUUUUGUGUGAUAAAUGAUUCCUAUUGAAUGUAAGCACUGCAUUUUUCAUAUGAAUCAAAGUCAA